GCUGGUUCGUCCAAUGCGGAGCCUCUGGCCCGGACGUCACUGGGUGCCUACCACCUUGGGCAUGGGACAGGUCUCCACAUUACGUCACCAUCCGGCAGCUGGAGCUCUGGCAACCUCGAUGGCCUGGGCUGCGUGCGAUCUGAUGGCCAUGCAAACGCGAACAAUGAGGACCUUACCGUGGACCAGCUGUGUGCCUUGAGGAUACAACUGUUUGCUGGCUUCAUUCCGACCUUGAUUCCUUCCGUUCAUACAUUUGGACUACAACUUGAAACUGUCCAAAACCAUACCAACUUCGCCAUCCUCGCACACAAGAUAGCUCCUGAAAACAUACGCCAAAGCUCCCUCACGAUGCUUCGCUCUUCGCGUCAACUCGCGCGGAUUGCUCCACGCAAAGUCGCAGCUCCCUCAGCAAUCCCGUCAACACCCUUCUCGACGAGGUCUCCGUCGAGUGCUCUUCACACCCCCAGGCGACCUGCUUCGGCCCUCCAAGCUCGUUUAAUUCCCUUGUCCCUCCAAGCGCGAUACACCAAUUCGCCCUACGACAAGAUCGAUAAGAAGGCCGAGGCCGAGAUUGCAAAGAAGAAGCUCGAGUCUAAUCCCGAGGCGGUUUCGACCGAGUCGUCUAGGAUUCACCUCUUUGAGCCGGAACCUGCAAAAACACAAAAGGAAGAGGAUCUCACGGGAGGACUCAAGAAGGAGUUGAACAUUGUCAAGGAUACCUUCAAUCUUAGCGAAGUGCCAAGGGAGCCCUACUUGCUCGGUCUUGCAGGCACUCUGCCCUACCUUGCUACAUCCCUGAGCACAGUCUACCUGAGCUGGGACCUGAACCUCGAAUGGCCCUCUACGUCGACAUUUGCAAACCAUAUUUACAUGAAUCAUGAUUCAGCGCAAUACUGGCUGAGCCUCCUCGAGCCCAUCCAGCUCGGAUACGGCGCCAUCAUCAUCUCCUUCCUUGGAGCAGUCCAUUGGGGCAUGGAAUACGCCGAAAAGACGCCUCAUCCCACCCGAACAAAGUUCCGCUACGGCAUGGGUGUCGUCGCGCCUAUGAUUGCCUGGCCAUCCCUCCUCAUGCCCGUCGAAUACGCCCUCACUUCUCAAUUCGCCGCCUUCACCUUCCUCUACCUUGCCGACACCCGAGCCAAGAACAAGGGCUGGACCCCACAAUGGUACGGAAUCUACCGCUUCGUCCUGACUGCCAUUGUUGGAGUCUCCAUCUUUGUCAGCUUGGUUGGUCGCACCAAGAUUGGCAACGCACAACCCCAUAUUGGCGAAGGCCUAGCUGAGAGCAUGCACCUGGGCAAGACCGACACCACCAAGGACUGGGCUAAGCUCGAGGAGGAGGAGAGAAAGAAGCAGAAAAAGGAGAAGGAAGAGGCUGAGAAGAAGAAGAAGGAAGAAGAGAAGAAGCAAAAGGAGGAGGAGAAGAAGAAUGCCAAGAAGGGCGACUCCAAGAGCAAGAGCAAGAAGGAUGACAAGAAGGACUCCGGUGCCAACAAGAAGGACGACUCCGAGGAGGAGGAAAAUGAGAAGGUGGAGGAGAAGGAGGAGGAUAAGCAAGACAAGGACGACAAGCAGGAUGACUCAAAGGAAGAAAAGUCUGAGGACAAGGACGGGUCUGAGGAUGACUCAAAGGAUGGGGAUAAGGACGAUUCCAAGGAUGAGGGCAAGUCCAAGUCCAAGUCCAAGGAUGAGGGCAAGAAGAAGGAGAAGAAGGAGUAA
Molecule: messenger RNA, 1719 nt
Organism: Colletotrichum lupini
Lineage: Eukaryota; Fungi; Ascomycota; Sordariomycetes; Glomerellales; Glomerellaceae
Exons: 4
Source: RefSeq, a predicted model, not a curated record